Molecule: messenger RNA, 2247 nt
Organism: Candoia aspera
Lineage: Eukaryota; Metazoa; Chordata; Lepidosauria; Squamata; Candoiidae
Gene: HTR2C
Product: 5-hydroxytryptamine receptor 2C
Exons: 4
Coding region: 446-1846 (466 amino acids)
Biological process (GO): chemical synaptic transmission; release of sequestered calcium ion into cytosol; phospholipase C-activating G protein-coupled receptor signaling pathway
Cellular component (GO): dendrite; plasma membrane
Molecular function (GO): G protein-coupled serotonin receptor activity; neurotransmitter receptor activity
Source: RefSeq, a predicted model, not a curated record
CAGUGGGGAGGAAGAGCUGAGUUUCAGCUAGCCAGACGGUAAAGCGGGAUUUUCUUGGACCUUUCUUUGGGCAUCUUGACCAGCUUAGGUGGGUCCCAGAGAAUUUACAAGCAGCCCACCCACUAACUACCUUGGACUCAUGCUGGCUUGAAGGCAACAGGUGAACAUUGCCUAGAAUGCUGGCCUUGAGGACAUGCUGGAUAUCACUGCCAAGACCGCGUCACUUCUCGCCAGUUGGCCUUUCCAAGCUGCGGGCCCUGGCCUUCACAGCAGCCUGGAAGAACGUUGCUCUGGCUUCAGCAAGCUUUCAUCCACUAUGGAAGGUCAAGCACCUUCGUCAGGGCAGUGCUGUGCCGUCCAGCUGUCCCCUUCUGUCUUCUCCCCUCUGAAAAAGGGAUUGGUGUGGGGGUGCUCCUGAGAAGAGGAAGGCACCUGUGUGCAAAGGAUGAGUACCCUCAGCGGGGGAGGGAUUCUUGGCCUGACAACAGUAUCCAUCACUCUGGACUUCAGUCUGCACAGCAGCUUGAUGGCUUGGCCACUGAGUCACAACUUGACCGGGAAUCACAGUUUACCAACAUCUGAUCCUCUGAAUUCCUCCAUGGGGACAGACAUCUCUCGGAAGUCCAUCAGGGAGAAGAACUGGCCAGCCCUCCUGAUUCUGGUCAUCAUCCUCUUGACCAUUGGUGGGAACAUUUUGGUUAUCCUGGCUGUCUCCUUGGAGAAGAAGCUCCAGAAUGCCACCAACUACUUCCUGAUGUCCUUGGCUGUGGCAGACAUGUUGGUGGGCAUUCUGGUGAUGCCUGUGUCUCUGAUCACUAUCCUCUAUGAUUAUGCCUGGCCCUUGCCUAAACAGCUGUGUCCCAUCUGGAUUUCCCUAGAUGUGCUCUUCUCCACGGCCUCCAUCAUGCACCUUUGCGCCAUCUCCCUCGACCGGUACGUUGCCAUCCGCAACCCCAUCGAGCACAGCCGGUUUAACUCCCGCACCAAGGCCAUCAUGAAAAUUGCUGCUGUUUGGACCAUUUCCAUGGGCAUUUCGCUGCCCAUCCCUGUCAUCGGCUUGCAGGAUGAUUCUCGGGUCUUUGUGAAUGGAAGCUGUGUCCUGAACGACGAAAACUUUGUCCUCCUCGGCUCGUUUGUGGCUUUCUUCAUCCCCCUGGUGAUCAUGGUGUUCACCUACUGCCUGACCAUCCAGGUCCUGCAGAAACAGGCAUCCAUUUUCCUCUAUGGGGAGCCCCUCAAGCAGAGGAGGAGCAGCAUGAACUGCCUCAGGAAAGACAACAACGCCGAGAACCUUUCUAUGCUGCAGAACCACGAGGCAGCUUCCCACUUAAAUUCCCCGGUCAACAAAGAAGGAGUCCUGUUUCGGAAAGGCACCAUGCAGGCCAUCAACAACGAACGCAGGGCCUCCAAGGUCUUGGGGAUCGUCUUCUUUCUGUUCCUGAUCAUGUGGUGCCCAUUUUUUAUCACCAACAUAAUGUCUGUCCUCUGCAAGGACGCCUGUGACAAGGCUCUUCUGAGAGAGCUUUUGGAUGUUUUCGUUUGGGUGGGCUACAUCUGCUCAGGGGUCAACCCCCUUGUCUACACACUCUUCAACAAAAUCUACCGCAGGGCUUUCUCCAACUACAUCCGAUGCCACUAUGAGAGUGGCAAAAAGGCCUCACAGCUGCACAACCGGUGCCCCAACGUAUCAACAGCGUUCUACGGGAAGGACCUCAACCUGAACAGUUACCGUAACGAGCUCAACAGCAUGGAGCUGGACGAGACGGAGGAUGCUCUGGGAACGCACGUAGGGACCCCGGAGCGCUCGAUGAACAGCUGCGGUGGUGAAAAAACAAGUAGCGUGUAAACUACAUGCAUAUAUUCAUGUCUGAAUUUCACCAUGGCACAGCUACAAACCAUGUUCAUGUUAGCGAAAGAACAAUGUAAAUAAGGCACUACGAACAAAACUUUUUUUUUUCAUUUCAACUUUCAUACUCGUAGCUCAUUGUUUUGCACCAUUCUUACAAUCAGACACUGUAUUGGUUGUUGGAUACAGAGCAGGUGGGUCCCCUGUGGGAACAGCGGGGGCAGCCGCAAAACGGCAUCCCUUAUUUUGCUUAUAAAAAUGUCGACUAUUUUCAUUCUGGUGCAUGAACAAAAUACUGUUACUCUCAGGUGGUUUUUCUUUUCUAUCCCUUUCUUUUUUCUGUUGGGUCUCCGUGGUCAGUUAUGAGUGAGUCACAUAUCAAAUAAAGGGAUUUGGGCUUG